GGACCCAACAACGUUAGGAGUCUUCUGUAUAAAAGAGCACAUCACACUUCCACUACGAUCACAAGCAUGGAAUUGCGCUCCACCGAUGAUCGAGGCGCUGUUGGCUGAUUCCAUUGCCGUUUGUACGUAGAGUAGAGAGUAGGAGCACCGCCGUUCGGCGUUUUGCGUGGAGGCGAGCGGAGGGGUUGACGCUCAGGCGCUAAGUCUUUCCUUUCCUGGACGCAGCGCAGAGCAGCGGCCAUAGAUUUCCAAACGCGUUGUGUGCUCGUUAGCAUCCUACUGGUAGCAAUCGCUGUCCUCGAUUCGUCUUCAACUUCGUGAAGAGCGCAGCGGCCGGAAGAAGAAGACGGCGACAGUGACGAUGCAGAAAGGGUUCCGGUCGUUCUCUCCCAUGGCGGCAAUGGCAACGCUGUUGCUSCUCACCAUCCUCGAGUUGGCCGUGCACGGAUACGCUCAAGCUCCGGCGCCUGGAACCGUUACGAUUGAUGGUGUUACUUUUGAUGGUGAUGGCUGUUCGAGCGAAACUGUUAAGUACUCCUUCUCAAACGACGCGCAGGCGCUCACUGUCAUGUACAGCAGCUUCACUGCUACGACGGACCAAGGGCAACUUAACCUGAGGAAGGUCUGCACCUUGACCUUUGUGCUUAAUUAUCCUCCUGGCUAUUUCUACACUCUCGGGACUGUCACGGUGCGCGGGUACGCGAAGCUGGACGCCAAGGUGAAGGGUACGGUGAGGAUUGGCUACCACAUAUCUGGUCGUAUAGGUACGGGUUCGGCUACGUACAAUUUCUUUGGACCGUUUGACGAUAACUUCGAGGAAACGUCGAGUUUCGAGAACGGCGUUAGCAGCGAGUGUGGAAGAGUGAGGAACCUCAACCUCGUUACAGAAGGGCGGGUGCAUCCGGGAAAGCCUCCGAAGAGCGGAAUUAUCACCGUGGACAGUACGGAUCUCAAGCUCACGGAAAUUUACUCCAUCAAGUGGAAGAAAUGCUAAGGCCAGCGGAGGGGUUCAUCGCGUGACGAGCUGACGACCUUCCUUGGUAGCCGCCGAGUAAGUGUAGUGGAUUUCAUGUGUUUGUCACUCACUCGCCGGCUGAGACUCGAGCAGGCUAUAGUAGUCCCUAGAGAUAUGUAAUGCUGGCAUAGUUGCUAGAAGAGGGAGAGAGCUGGCAUGGACAGCUACGAGGCAGAUCUCGGGCCGAGUUCAGCGCAAUUGAGCGUUGUCGGGAGUUUGCUAGCGAGCACGCGACUUCUGCACACCGGAAAUUCUUGUCAAUAGCGUCGAUCAUGAUUCUGUUCCAAAGUAGUCAUAUAGGCUCUCUCUCUAUUGCAGACUCUGCUGAAUAUUGCCUUUUAGAA
Molecule: messenger RNA, 1359 nt
Organism: Chara braunii
Lineage: Eukaryota; Viridiplantae; Streptophyta; Charophyceae; Charales; Characeae
Source: the annotation of a GenBank genome assembly